Larimichthys crocea (large yellow croaker) is the source of this 1637-nucleotide messenger RNA. RefSeq names its product MPV17 mitochondrial membrane protein like (gene mpv17l). Gene Ontology annotation, biological process: mitochondrial ribosome assembly. The record is from RefSeq and is a predicted model, not a curated record. NCBI's taxonomy places the organism in Eukaryota, Metazoa, Chordata, Actinopteri, Sciaenidae. The coding region runs from base 785 to 1408 and encodes 207 amino acids. Gene Ontology annotation, cellular component: membrane; mitochondrion; cytoplasm. The transcript has 4 exons.
CUGGUCCUCUGGUGUUCAAGUCUUCUGAUGAUCUGAAGAUCCUACAGGGUUGACGUUACAUUAUUCAGCAUCACUGAAGUUAUUGACGUUUCCGUUCAUUAACGUACAGUCGGUGUGAAUCAGUUUUAUCUCUCUGCGUUGCUUACAACUCUGGAUGAUAACUCCAGGUCAUCACAGUGAGUGCGGGCUCAGUGCGGGUUUGCACUGAUCUGACAGUGCGUGGACUGGCUGGGAGAGAGCUCUGGACGCAGUUAUGCGCGGAUCUAAGUCUGCGCAGCCUGGGAUAACCCCCCCUCCUCCCUCCCUUCAGAUUAGCGCUUGACCCGCAGGAUUUGUCGGAGAGGCACCUGAUUCACCGGCAGCGACACGCCGACUCAGAGCAGACGGAAUGAUCUAGAUUCAUAUUCAUGUUCUUCUGGAGACCUUUCCACGAGCUUCUCCUCCUCGGACGCUUUUUACGCACGCACAACUCCAGGACGCGCUCUCCAAGUGACCAAACUGGAGCCAUGGCUGGUUUUACGCACGGUGCAAGUGUUCCUGCAGCGGAGUCUACAUUUCUCAUUAGUCACCAGAGGUCUGAUAAUGUGUGAUAUUCCUGCUGCCGGUGAAAACCUCUAAUCCCUCCCUGAUUACCGCGCACAGAUGGAUUGCGUCCUGCCGGCCAGCCGUCUGACACCAGGGCCUAGUCGAAUUAAUUUAACCGCUAUGCUCACGUCUUGAUUGCUGAAUUGAACCCACUCAGGGCAGUCCAGUCGCAGCUUCUUCCCUCCACCCUGGUGCCACAAUGAGGAGAGCUGUACUGAAAGAAGCCGCCAAACGCUUCCCCUGGCUGGCCAACGUCACUCUGUACGGGUGCUUAUUCGCCGGUGGUGACCUUGUCCAUCAGCUCAUGGCUCAGAAGGAGCGCAUGGACUGGAAACACACUCAGAACGUGGCUAUUGUGGCAAUCAGUUUCCAUGGAAACUUCAAUUACUUUUGGCUGAGAGCUCUUGAGAGGCGGUUCCCCGGGAAGUCUGCCGGGAUGGUUUUCCGCAAACUCCUGCUGGACCAAAGCUUUGCGUCGCCUUUGGGCACGAGUGUCUUCUACACGGGAGUGAGUUUCUUGGAGGGUAAGGAGGAUAUCUUAGAAGACUGGAGGGAGAAGUUCUUCAACACCUGGAAGACUGGACUCAUGUACUGGCCCUUUAUGCAGUUCCUGAACUUCGUCCUGAUGCCGCUGUACAUGCGAACGGCUUUCAUGGGCUGCUGCGCCUUCCUCUGGGCCACCUUCCUGUGCUUCUCCCGGCAGAGCGGCGACGGCACCGCCGCCGUGGCUCUGGCCUUUGUCAUGGACCCCCGUAAGACCCUGGAGGAGAUGCGUGAGGCCCGUCUGGCCCGGAAAAAGCAAAAGAUCCAGAGGGAAAACUAAAGAAAGCAGCAGCAGGAGGAAGAAGAAGAAGAAGAAGAAGAGGAGAGGGACGCUGCGUCUGUCUUUCAGGCCUUCGGUUGCAGGACAGAGGAGCCACAAACUGAGAGCAGAGCUGAGGAUCAUCAUCACUGAUUACAUUCAUCUAAAAUUUGAAGUUGAAGCCGCAGAUGUGUUGACAUUUCCUUUCUGUGUUGACAUGACACCUUUAUGCUGCCUAAAUUCUGUAUUG